Molecule: messenger RNA, 517 nt
Organism: Macrobrachium nipponense
Lineage: Eukaryota; Metazoa; Arthropoda; Malacostraca; Decapoda; Palaemonidae
Exons: 5
Coding region: 8-517 (169 amino acids)
Source: RefSeq, a predicted model, not a curated record
GUUUUGAAUGUAUCUAUGGUUGACUCACUCCGUGUUUGCUCUUCUUCCUAGGUCUGACAUGGAUGACAGCGAGGAAAGGGGAUCCUUUUUGUCAUCGGAAGACGCGGCGCAGAACAUAGACUCAGUCUUUGCUCAAAUCGGUUUCGGUCGAUGGCAGCUCAUCCAGAUGGCUGCUGCGAUGCUGAGUUAUGCCGCCUUAGCACCUGGCCUUAUUGGCUCAACGUUGACAAAUGCGCCUAUCGCCUACAGAUGUGGCGACGACGAUAUAUAUGAAUCGUCGAGGCCUUUUGACAAUGAGUGUCAUUACAAGUACUACGACUCAGACAAUGCCACAUUCCAUAAUGAAAGUGGCACUGCGAAUGUCAGCGUGAGUUGUAGCCAGCCAACGUUAGCUUCUUCAUAUAAUGGUACAGCCUCCGCCAUGAUCAUUGAAUCCAACACUUCGAGUCCGCCUUGCGUUGCGUGGGAUUAUGACAAUACGGUUUUUACUUCGACCGUUUCGAUGGAGGUAAAUUGA